This is a messenger RNA of Tauraco erythrolophus (red-crested turaco), 1089 nucleotides long. RefSeq names its product deoxyribonuclease 2 beta (gene DNASE2B). Gene Ontology annotation, biological process: apoptotic DNA fragmentation. NCBI's taxonomy places the organism in Eukaryota, Metazoa, Chordata, Aves, Musophagiformes, Musophagidae. Gene Ontology annotation, molecular function: deoxyribonuclease II activity. The record is from RefSeq and is a predicted model, not a curated record.
AUGCCUGCAGGAUCUGCAUGGUGUCACCCUGCUUUGCUACUGCUUCUCUCCUCCGUGUCCCUGUGGGCAGCUGAGAUUUCCUGCAGGAACGAAGAUGGGGAGACAGUCGAUUGGUUUGCUCUUUACAAGUUGCCGAAACAUGCCAAAGGAGAGAUUCCUGUGCUGGGGCUGGAAUACAUGUACAUGGACGCCCUGGCUUCAGAGUGGCAGCUUGGGAAAUACCUCAUCAACAUGACACAGGGUGCUCUGGGACAAACACUGAAGCAGCUGUAUGAAACAUAUGAAUCUGAGAGGAACAGCGUUGCAUAUGCAAUAUACAACGAUGAGGUCCCUGAAUCAGACUCUGAUGGGUGGAAAAGAGGACAUACCAAAGGAUUUCUGCUCUCGGACAAAUCACAAGGCUUCUGGGUGAUUCACAGUGUGCCACUGUUCCCUCCCGUGCCUGAGGAUGGUUAUGAAUAUCCAGCUACUGGGGAGUCCUAUGGACAGACAGCCAUCUGUAUAACCUUCAAAUAUGACCAGUUCACAGAAAUAGACCAACAGAUGCUGAGUUAUAAUCCGGGAAUCUACAGCUGUUCCAUCCCCAACAUCUUCCAAGCUGAUCUCCCAAAUCUGCAGAAGCUCUGUGCAGGGUCCAGGCUGCCCCCGGUCCCUUUGCGCCACCUUUCCAAACUGCAGUCAGCUCGCGGAGAAACUUUUCUCCACUUUGCAAAGUCACACUUUUUCAUAGAUGAUAUCUAUGUGGCCUGGGUGGCUCAGGAACUGAAGACCGAUUUGUUGGCUGAAUCCUGGCAGCAUUCCGGCCAAAAACUUCCCUCAAAUUGCUCUCUUGACUACCACGUCUACAACAUAAACCUAAUAGGGACACCAUUGAAUUCCACCUUUUAUUCCAUUAACGAUCAUUCCAAAUGGGCUGUUUCAAGGGAAUACAAAGAUCAGUGGACCUGCAUUGGAGACUUAAACCGCGCUGCUGAGCAAGCUUGGAGAAGUGGUGGGUUCAUCUGUACACAGAACAGACACAUCUACAAUGCCUUCAGGCAUUUGAUAAUCCACUACGAAAGUUGCGCUGAUGCUUCCACAUUGAUAUAA